AUGAAACACAUCCCUCUCGUCUCGGCCAUCGUUCUUGGUCUCGCAAGGCAUGUCACCGCUGAUUUCAUCGAGGACAGUGGCCUUGACGCACGAAGCGAGGACUUCCUCAACGAUGGUCUUCUUCUAGAAGCUCGUGACGAUCUUGAUGAAAGAGAUUUCCUACAAGAACUAGAGGUGCGAGCUAAGCCUCGUCCUAAUAUUCCUCGCCCUCCACCAAACCGACCUACUGGCGUUGGUUAUACAACUGGAGGCCGAGGCCGACGAGAUCUUGAUGAGAGAGAUAUUAUAGAGGGACUGGAGGUGCGAGCUAAGCCUCGUCCUAAUGUUCCUCGCCCCCCACCAAACCGACCUACCGGUGUUGGCUACACAACUGGAGGCCGGGGAGGCCGAGGCAGAAGAUCUCUUGAUGAGAGAGCCAAGCCUCGUCCUAAUGUUCCUCGCCCCCCACCAAACCGGCCUACUGGUGUUGGUUAUACAACUGGAGGCCGGGGAGGUCGAGGUCGAAGAGAUCUUGAUGUCCGAGCCAAACCUCGUCCUAAUGUUCCUCGCCCUCCGCCAAACCGACCCACCGGUGUUGGUUAUACAACUGGAGGCCGUGGAGGCCGAGGCCGAAGAUCUCUCGAGGAGAGAGCCAAGCCUCGUCCUAAUGUUCCCCGCCCUCCACCAAACCGACCUACCGGCGUUGGUUACACAACCGGGGGCCGGGGGGGUCGCGGCCGAAGAGAUCUAG
Molecule: messenger RNA, 730 nt
Organism: Clonostachys rhizophaga
Lineage: Eukaryota; Fungi; Ascomycota; Sordariomycetes; Hypocreales; Bionectriaceae
Source: the annotation of a GenBank genome assembly